This is a messenger RNA of Hibiscus syriacus, 992 nucleotides long. RefSeq lists its product as uncharacterized. Bases 119 to 715 code for a protein of 198 amino acids. NCBI's taxonomy places the organism in Eukaryota, Viridiplantae, Streptophyta, Magnoliopsida, Malvales, Malvaceae. The record is from RefSeq and is a predicted model, not a curated record. The transcript is spliced from 2 exons.
GCCCACAGUAAACAAACUAUAUUUUUUUAACUUGCUACGAAAGAAAAUCCAUCGACGAAGAUCUAUAAAGAGAGAAAAAAGAAUGAAGCUUGCGAGAACGAGAGAUUAAGAGGGAAAAAUGGUGCUGUGGGAGAUAGCACUGGGAACGGCUUAUUUCUUGGGGCUUAAACGAACUUACAGGUUUGCUUUGAAGAUUCAGCGACGGAUCAUUAGCCGCAACCAUCCUAGGUUCCAUCAAUUUGCUCAAAGACGAACACGCGCCGUAUUCGAUGUAGCACUCACGGUUAACAGGAGCAUACAGCACAGAGACAUGGAAGUUGGUCGGAAUCUUGGUAACUGGAUACUCCGCUGGCUUAAUAAAAUGAAACCCUCAGUGCAGAUCCGUGCUCCAACUGGCAAGAAACCCCACCAUGUUGCUGGCAGAGCAUUCAUGAACAUUCGGAAGCAAGUGACGAAGUCAACAUCGUUGAGAAUUUCACGAAUCAUCCAGUCACCUCGAAACAAUGUGGCUGUUAGACAUCUUUUUAGAUCAUCACCAAAUAUGUGGGCCAAUUCCUUCCCUACAAUUGCAAUGAUGAUGCGGCCACCAAGUGCUGCUGGAAACACGACUCAAUGCAGGCAUUUAAGUAGGAAUGGACCUGACACAUCGAGGCUGAACUAUGUGAGAGGCGAGGGAGUUAUUAGGAAGGAUAUAAUGCAAUGGAUGUUGUGCUAGUGCAGGUAAAAUCCCAUAUCUGUUAGCAUUUUUGGACUUUCAAAACUAUCAAACUUUCAUGGGAAGCACCAAACUGGGUGCUGCAAGACUGUUAUUAUGAAGAGACUCAGUGCUUUGAAUUCUGCAUGAUUUCUGAAGUGGUUUAUAUGGGGUAACAAGUUUUUUCCUUGCCAACAACUGCUUUUUUCCGGCAUUCCGUUGGUUAGAGAAUACAUUACUUGAUUGUUUAGUGCAUUGUUAUCGUCUAAAAUAAAAUCUGUUGUAAUAUGUUCAUGUA